Exophiala viscosa is the source of this 1483-nucleotide messenger RNA. RefSeq lists its product as uncharacterized. Bases 92 to 1483 code for a protein of 463 amino acids. Gene Ontology annotation, molecular function: catalytic activity; pyridoxal phosphate binding; molybdenum ion binding. NCBI's taxonomy places the organism in Eukaryota, Fungi, Ascomycota, Eurotiomycetes, Chaetothyriales, Herpotrichiellaceae. The record is from RefSeq and is a predicted model, not a curated record. The transcript has a single exon.
GAUAUAUGUCCCUCUCGCAGCACCACGUCGAUCUCACCAUGUUACUUUGUACCGCGUCAUUGCAUAGCAACGCGAGUGUUCGACCGUCAAUAUGCUAAUUGACCUAAUACGAGGCCCGUUGAGCAGGCUGACGCUCCACGCGGUCGUUCACAGAAUAUCAACCCUUCUCAUUCUCCUUGUUACCUUCCUGGUCAUCGCACGCGUCGCUCGACAUGUCCUCGUAGCUCGCCGACGUCCCAGACACCUGCGGCGCUAUGGACUUUCCAGAAGCAACCUGGAGGACCAGUAUGAUCCCAAAUACGACAAAGCUGAACAUGACUCCGCCAGCGAAUCAAUAGUUAUCAAAGCUCUCUACGUCCACCCGAUAAAAUCCUGUGCGCCAAUCGAGGUCAAACGGGCGUUACUCACGAAAAUCGGCUUUGCAUACGACAGAUGUUUUGCGAUCGCCGUUGAGAAUGACGAGAAGCACUGGCAGUUUAUCAGCCAGCGAACCAAGCCGCGGAUGGCACUAAUCAAGCAAGAACUAUGGCUGCCACACAAGACCAGCGACCCAGGAGAUCCCCUUGUCCAAGCCGGCGGCUGCCUGGUCGUUAGUUUCCCCGACCCUGAUGCUCCAGUCUGGACAAAACGCCUUCAAGCCGUUUUCGAGUCAUGGUCCUUGUCGGCAAUGCCUGAGGUACGCUUCACGGUACCUUUGCUCCCAACGGCAGCGCAGAUCGACGAAUUGGGGAUCAAACUCAGAGAUUUCCAAAUCCACAGCCGUACAGCCUCAGGCCUUGACCUUGAGUGCAUCCCUGACGUCGCAGCAGCUUUGCCGAAAUUGAAGAGGUUUCUCAAAGUUCCCGAGCGACAAACUCUCACACUUCUGAGGUGUACGCCGGACACGCUAGUGCCGACGAACAAAAACCUCGCACCCCUCAAAUACAUCGGGACACCUGCUAUGCAUGGCUACACGGACCAACAGCCGGUCCAUAUCAUAAAUCUGCCUUCCGUGCACGCGACGUCUCCACUUCUUCCCAAGGAAAAUCAACCAUUAAGCGCUCUCCGGUUUCGUGCAAACAUGUAUAUCUUCGGUGCUCCGGCGUACGAUGAGGAGACUUGGAAGCGUUUCCGAAUUCUUCCCAAAGCCGCAACGACCGAGCGGCGGGCACGUGUAGCACCUGCCCUUUCAGUCGUCUGCCGGACGUCGCGCUGCACCAUGCCGAAUGUGAAUCCGGAUACCGGUCAUUUCGAGGAAGAGAAUGCACCUCCGGAGAAGAAGAAGGGGAAGCCUCAACCAAGCACGACGUUGGUGGAAUAUCGGACCGUGGAAAACGGGAACCCAGCCGCGCUUGGAUAUCUGGGCAUGCACUGCGUCCCUGAAGAUUCCGGGUUCAAGCAAGCCAUGGACCAGGGUGCCGAUUUAUAUGUCGAGGUUGGGGACGAGAUCGAGGUCCUCGAGACUGGCCAUCAUCUGUACGGGUCCACAGGUAACGAUUACUGA